This is a messenger RNA of Topomyia yanbarensis, 1941 nucleotides long. RefSeq lists its product as uncharacterized. The record is from RefSeq and is a predicted model, not a curated record. NCBI's taxonomy places the organism in Eukaryota, Metazoa, Arthropoda, Insecta, Diptera, Culicidae. The coding region runs from base 345 to 1817 and encodes 490 amino acids. The transcript has 8 exons.
CGAGAUCAGUUUGUUUAUUGACCGGUCAAGUACUCAGUUUCGUGGUAGUGCGGCGCAGCGGCGGUGAGACGACUUCUCUCGUUUGGUAGGAACAGUGCGUGUGCGGUUUGAGAUUAACGAACAAAAAAAUUGGAGUAUCCUUUUUCUCGCGCUGGUAAUAAGCGAUCCUAAGUGAGCCACUGACCAGAAGGGUGCAUCGAACAACUUACUUAGUCGAUAGUAGUUUUGCCGUGAACCGGUUAUCAACGAUCGAACUUGACUUUCGGUUUGCGGUCGCGGUGUGCUCAAUCGAUUGCACUAAAUCAAAAGGUGUAAGCGGAAAGCAAAAAAAAGCUGCUAGUAAAAUGAAGCGAUUGCUGUUUGGUGGAAUGUUGGUGGUAUUGAAUCUAGGAUUCAGUUACGCCUAUUUGGAACCAGCCCUGUCGGUAUGCAAAGCGAAGGAUCCCAACAUUGACAAAUGCAUCAUCGACGUCAUCGAACGGAUCAGACCGAACAUCGCUUCUGGCAGCUACGGUUCCGAACGGCAGCAUCCCAAGAUUGAACCGGUGGUAGUCGAACGGAUCAGCAUCGAGCGGGGCCCCUCGUUUUCGGCUAACUUCUCCGACCUGGUGAUCGCCGGAUCUUCCAAAUUUAUCAUCAAGAAGCUGAAGGCCGACUUGUCGCAGAAGCAGAUCAAUGUCAGUGUGAUUCUGCCUGUUCUGAAUGUCACAGGCAAAUACGUGUUGAAUAUGAACAUUCUGGUUCUGCGAAUCAGCGGCAAGGGCGAUAUUCGUGCACAGCUCAAUGACACCAAAGCCAUCCUGCGUCUGAAGUACUUCACCGAAUCGGUCGACGGCAAAGAUCUCGUUCGCUUCCGGCCAAUCGAUCUGAAGAUAAAAUUCGACAAGGCCUCGUUCUACCUGAAGAACCUGUUCAACGGUGAUCCCAUGCUGGAAAAGGUCGGAAACGAUGCCAUCAACGAGAACCCACACGUGCUGCUGGACGAGGUGAAGUCGUCUUUCGAGGAGGGACUUUCCGAGCAGUUUACCGCCACCGCCAACAGUUUGGUGAAACAAUCGGAGCUGAAGGAGAUUUUCCCAGACUGGAAGUGGCACGUGUCUUUUUCUAUGAGAUUGACGAUUAAGAUUUCCUGCACCGCACCCAUCCUGACGGCCUGCGCUCGCGACGAUCCCAAGUUCGAGAAAUGUGUCAAGGAGGUAGUGGAGCGAAUUCGUUCCAACAUUGCGGUAGGAAACUACGGCGAAGGUCAACCGCUGGCUCCACCGCUUGAACCUAUUUUCAUCGAUCGAAUGCACAUUGAUCAUGGUCCCAGCUUUCAGGCCACUCUUUCCAACGUGACAAUCAAAGGAUCCGGAGACUUUUCCAUCCGACGGGUUAGGCUUGGUAUAGACGAUAAGAUGAUGAACGUUAGCGUGAAGCUUCCCAUCAUGCUUGUAAAUGGACAGUAUUCGUUGGAUAUGCGUUUACUGUUGCUGAGAAUCACCGGCCAAGGAGAUUUUGAUCUGCUGCUAAAUAACACGAUUGCCAACAUGCGGCUCAAAUACCAUCUCGUGCCGGGAGAAGACGGCCAGGAGAAGGUCCAAAUGUAUCCGAUCCAGGUGAAGCUGCGGUUCGACAAGGGUCAGUUCAAUUUGCACAAUCUUUUUAACGGGGAUCCGGAGCUGGGUCAAAUCGGAAAUAGUAUCAUUAACGAAAAUCCGCUUAUUCUACUCGAAGAAGCGAAGCCUGCCUUUGAGGAAGCUUUAGGACGAAUAUUCAGUGAAAUGGCCAAUAGUGCGAUCAGUGGUGCAACUGAGCUGGAUAUUUUCCCGCUUUAAUUAGCCACGUAGGCAAAGUAAGCAUGAUCGUUUGAUAAAUUUCUAUUUUGUUGCGUGUUAAAAUAAUGCGGCACAGUCACCUUCAAUUGAAAUAAAUAGAUUUUUGAUACUGAUGACUAACUUA